This is a messenger RNA of Dermochelys coriacea (leatherback sea turtle), 6473 nucleotides long. It is a transcript of the gene SLC25A26, whose product is annotated as solute carrier family 25 member 26. Lineage: Eukaryota; Metazoa; Chordata; Testudines; Dermochelyidae. Gene Ontology annotation, cellular component: mitochondrial inner membrane. Bases 41 to 1015 code for a protein of 324 amino acids. The record is from RefSeq and is a predicted model, not a curated record. Gene Ontology annotation, molecular function: S-adenosyl-L-methionine transmembrane transporter activity. The transcript has 11 exons. Gene Ontology annotation, biological process: transmembrane transport.
CCCAAGCAGCCCACGUGACGGCGGGUCGGAGGGCAGCAGUAUGGCGGCGCCCAUGGGCGGCAGGUGCGGCCGUUUGGAGCCGUCUCCGCGCCGCGGGGAGCGCUCCGCCGUCGGCGUCCGCAUGGACCGGGCCGGGUUCUGGGUCUCCCUGACGGCUGGUGGGAUAGCUGGUAUGUGCGUUGAUUUGAUAUUAUUCCCUCUGGAUACCAUAAAAACCCGAUUGCAGAGUCCCCAAGGAUUUAAGAAGUCUGGUGGCUUUCGCGGCAUCUAUGCUGGUGUUCCUUCUGCUGCUGUAGGAUCCUUUCCGAAUGCUGCUGCCUUUUUUAUCACCUAUGAAUUUGUGAAGUCUGUGUUGGCUACUGCCACCCCUCUGUACCUGAGUCCAGUAACACACAUGGCGGCUGCCUCCUUUGGAGAAGUAGUCCCAAAUGAUUUCUCAAUUUGGAAUGAAUUAGUCCAAAGGAAGAAAAUAUUCUUUCUACACUGGCAGAAGAAGGUACUGCUGUUAAAAGUUGCCUGUCUAAUACGGGUUCCUUCUGAAGUUGUAAAGCAGAGGGCUCAAGUUUCUCCUUCAUCCAGUACCUUUCAAGUUCUUUCCAAUACCUUAUAUCAAGAGGGUAUUCAAGGACUUUAUCGAGGUUAUAAAAGCACAGUAUUAAGAGAGAUUCCUUUCUCUCUGGUGCAGUUUCCCCUUUGGGAGGCCUUAAAGGAUCUCUGGUCGUGGAAGCAGGGUCACGUGGUUGAUUCUUGGCAGUCGGCAACCUGUGGAGCUUUUGCAGGUGGAUUUGCAGCUGCAAUCACCACACCUCUAGACGUAGCAAAGACAAGAAUUAUGUUGGCAAAGGCUGGUUCCAGCAAUGCCAGUGGGAACGUAUUCUCUGCCCUGCACAGUGUUUGGAGGUCACAAGGGCUACCUGGAUUGUUUGCAGGUGUUGUCCCUCGAAUGACAGCGAUCAGUCUGGGAGGAUUCAUCUUUCUUGGGACAUAUGACAAAACUCGCAGCUUGCUGCUCUGACUUGGAAUAGAGGUUCCUGUGAAUCAGAGCAAAGAGCCAAACCUCUGCUGCUCUCCAGAAAGAAUAUACUCAUAAAAGUACGAAUGCUCCUUCUCAGGCUUCUUUAUAUGGCUGAGGAGCUGGUCAACAGCCUAAACUCGUAUUUUCACUAUAAAAAAAAAGGUCCUUAAAUAAUCCAAUUUCCCUAACUUAAAAUUUCCCAGCAUGGAAAGCAGUGAAGUCAUAGAGAGACUUGUGCCAAAAAAGUAACAUGUGGAGGUAAACAGCUAAUUACAGCAGCUGCAAACAGCAUCAUCAGAACUCAUGCAAGGAAAACAUUUUAUAAACCAAAAGAACAUGGUUUGAGCAGCAAAAAUGGAAUAAAAUGGAUUUUCAUUUAGAGACACCUGAUCCUCAGCAUCGGGGCUGUUUUUAGUUCGGUGGAAGAGUUUACAUAGCUGCAAUCAGCAGGCGUUUAAAGACUGUCGAAAGUAUUCUUAAUUAGGAGGCUUCUGGGAAAAAAUAAUGCCCAUUUGUUUCCAAUUUGAGCCAUAUUUUGGAAGUUUAUCCCACUGUUUAUACCUGCAGGUGCAUAGCAAGCACUGUUACUUGGUAACCAGUGUGGGUUGUGGUUUUUUUAAUUAGAUUCAGAUUUCUCCAGUAAAAGUACAAUGCUGUGUUAUUUUACAGGUAGCCAGUCCAACAAUGUUGCCUAUGAAAAGAAAUGCAGCUCUUGCCUUUUUUUUCUUUCUUUGCCUUCUAAAAGCUGAGGUAGAUCUGGAUUUGUAGUAGUGAAGCACAGACAGGAGAGGUCUGGCUGCAGAAUGCAAGUGACAAAUAGAAACAAACAGGUUCUUCUCCUUGAUGAAAUGGCAGAUUGAGCAUAUAGUUCUGAUGGGUGAUGGUAGCACGUUCUCAGACUCUACUUCCUUUAGCAUACAAAUGCUUUAGUUAAAAUCAGUUAGUGGAAUAUGUGCAGGGCCAAAAAGCCACUAUUUCCAUUGAUAAUUUUAAUUGAACUGAAAGUCCAAGAUUUUGAAAUUUAAAAAAAAAAACCCUGCCAAAUUUACAGCGGCUUCUUGGCUUAGUAUAGCUCUUUAGAGGUGUAACUAAGAACCUGAAACUACCUUUCAGUUGAAUGAAGACACUUCCACAAUAAGGUUUUGUAGAAGCACUGAGCAGUGAGGCCUGGCAUCCUAAUAAAAAUAUAUGCAAAUUUAAUUAAUAGAGCUAAUACAGAGCCAAAUUAAGCUAUGCAGUAACACCAGCAGCUCACUCUAUAUUACAGUGUAGUGUUUUUUCCCCCCGAAGAAAACCCUGUCACUGUUAAGCACAUACAUGGUGCUAGAUGUUUAGUGACUGCUAGUUAACCGUGCGGGUUCUGAGAAACUGGCUGAAGUUUAGCACUUGCUCAGAGAACAGUAGGAAAACUUGCAGAGCAAAAGGGAUGAAUUCUUAAAAACUGGAAUUUCAACCCAUCAUUGCCCACUCUCAUCCAAAGGGAGAUUUUAGUCCCAAAUUGGCUAGCUGAUUGCGCUAGCUGCCAUGAUGCUGUAACAAUACUCCAGGCCUCUUGUAGCCCAACCUGUCAGUGCAAUCUAGUUAAUGACAUUACACAAUGUACUUUUCUACGUUGUACUGUUGAUCCCUUUAUUUUUUGGAUGGGGGGUGGGGAGGAUUUAGAAUUCAUUCGGAAAAGCUAGCUACUGGCUCAAAGCUCUUUAUGGGCCUGUGUUUUGUUUGCUUUUCAACAAAUAGGCUGAUAUUGGAGGAUUUAUUAAUAUCGGCACAGGACUCAAAUUUCUCUUGGGUCCGUGUUUUGCGCUUUUGAAACAUCAGUUCUAGAAUCAGCCUUUUCUGUCUUCACUUUGUUUGCAGUAAAGUAUGUGUAAGAAGUCUAGACUUCUGUAAUUACAAUGGUCACACGUGCCUCUUUCAUAGUCCCAGCCCAAGAUGAUGAUAAAAUAUACAAAGUGAGUAUAACAAUAAUUUAGAGUGAAAUGCAUGACAAGGCUGUGGUGCCUAUCCCAAAACCAAGCAUUCAAAACCCAGGCAAUUCAGAGUUAAGAUUAACUAUACAAGAUAUCCAAACAGGUUAAGGUCUGGCUACACAAAGAUGCUUAACGCUGCUCUGUAGUGAUGCCCUGUAAUAACCGUAGUUACAAUCAGUGCACGAAGGAGUUUGAAAGUCUUUAAAAAUCUGGACCACAAUUUCUUCAUAUAUUGUCCCUCCUGCUAUGUGCCUGUCUCUCGCACUGCAUCCAAUGGAAACUUGAAGUGCUUUCAUAAUGGAGGAACCUCUCCAUUAUGGUCGGUCGGUCUCUCUUCCUUCUCCCCAUGGUUCUUGCUAUGGACCACAGUCUACGAUGAAGGCCCAUGAAAAUCCAUUGGUGCUGCUAUAUGCCCCAAGACAGGUACAGCUCUUGACAUACCACUGAUCAUGCUGCUGCGGCCCCUGGUUUCUGAGGGUCGAUCUCAGGAUUUCUGAUGCGACCCUGCGCUGAGUGCAAGAGUGGAGCGGGGCUGAUAUGGAGGCUACUUACUCUGCAGGUCAGACGCAAUGAAGGUGGAGUAUGUGGUAUAUGCCAUUUACCACGGAACAAACUUUCUAGGACAGCAUCCCAUCUAAUGGCCCAACGCUUCUUUCAGUGAAUGGCUGGCUCUGUACAGUGAGCCACUGGAAUCAAAGUAAGUCCCCAAGGUACCAAACGGAGACCAUCUGUGGCUUGGGCACAGCUGGAGAUGGCAGCUAUGAGGGAGGAGAGGAGUCCUUGGUAGAACUCUCUCUAGUAGAAUACUAUUCAUCACACCCUGCCGAAGGAGAAACUUUCAGUGCUGAAUAAUGGGGAAAAAGACCAUUAAUCCUUUAAAAAAAACAAAAAAGGUCUUCAAUGACAGCCUCUGCACAAGAUACAAUUGUGAUUUAACUAUAUGUAAAGUUUGAAAAGUUCGUGUCAUUCCAUAAUUGUGGGCCAAAAAAAAUUGUCUGACGCUAGACACUAAAUCCCUUAAAGACUACAUUUUUAAUUUAUAUUUUCAGAGAACACUCAUCUCAAAGAGCUGUAUUUUUAGAGAGGCUACACUUAAAAAACCAAAACAAAACAAAACAAAACCCCACACACCAAAGAUUGAAUACUUGCUUUAAAUGGAAAAUUAAGCUCAUCCUUAACUCUGAAACUGAAGCCUCCAUAAGGUAGUGAUGGUGUUACGAGUGGGACUAAGGAAGGUUGAAGGUGUUCAAAAACGUAGUCCCUCUGACUUUGGCUCCAAUGGAGAGGUGUUUGCGAGAUGUGUAGGCAAUUGAUAUUUUUUUAUAUUAGAAAUUUACUUCAUAUGAAUUCUUCACUGUGUAUCUCAGCUACAGUUCCCAACUUUACCACUCCAGGGUCAUAUUUCCAGUACCCAAUGUUGGUCUACCAUUCAGAAUUCUCUGUCUAUUGAAUGCAAUUUGACAAAUGGGUGUUUUGAAAUGGUUAUGUCCCGAUAUUGUUAACACAUUUUCAUUAGAAACAGAGAAGCAUGUAAGCAACUGCUUGGGUUUUAUUUUUUUCAGCUGAAACUUUGAAAAGCUCACUCCCAACAAAAAAGCUGUAAUAUUAUAAAUGAACCUUUAUUAAAGACACUUCAAAUGCCAUUUGUUAGACACUUCAAUAUUUAACAGUUUUUUCAACAUAUAAUAUUGUACCAAAUUUUCUAAUAAAUAACUUUGUACACAAAAGUAAUACUUCCUCUUUCACAUUGCCUCUCAGAAGCAGCAGAUUCACAUAUUUAGUGGAAGUAACAUGAAACAGUUAACGUUAUUAAAAAUACAUUAUUUUCAAAUGUUAAUGUGGCAAAUGUGCUUAAUAUUUGCAACGGUGAUGACAUUUCUGCCAGCAAAAUUGGUCAAUUAAGUCAUUCGCAUCUUCCUUGUGUAUGUCCCACUCACAUCCCAAUGUUUUCACUUUCAGAGUUAGUUCUAAAGCAUAUUUUUCUCAGUUCAUGGGACAAAUACGUGUUGGUUUAUUUAUUUACCAUCAUCCAUCUCUUUCAGUUUUGAUUUGCUGAAGAGUUAAAAGUUGGCACUCAACAUAAUUAGUCACCUGCCACAAAGUGCAAAUGUGUCUACAGUUAGAAACUGGUCUAGACAGGUAGCUGGCUAAAUUAUGCCUUGCUUCAUAAAAGCCAGGGUCAGUGAUAAUUUACAGUGAAAUGUGUUUUAGGCUACCACUCAAAGGACUGAGAAAUCAGACUAUUAAGGGUGGCAGUCUUUUAAUGAAGGUGGAGCUUGGGAUAAUAUGGGUGGGUUUCUUGGGCCCUCAUUUAGAAAAGUAAUAGAUCUUUAGUAUUGUUCUGAAUGCAGUUGCUUUUCUGAAUCAAGGCCUUGAUAAGGUCUCACUGCCCUGACUUCUGACACCUGCUGUGAGCUACCAUAGUGAUGUGAGCAGGAUUUCCACCAGACCCUGCUCUGAUGAAACUGGCCUUUAGUUGCUUCUAAGAAAAAGAAAAAAACAAACAGAAAACAACCAACCUUUCCCCAGAGUAGUCAUCACCAAAGUCUAGUAAACUUGUAUUAGCAGAACUGAAAACAAACCAACCCAUCCAUCCACAGGUACCAACAGAAGCAGCCGUUCUAAAAAUAAUAAGCUUCAGACUGAAGUUAUAAAUGACAGAGCCAUUUGACCAGUUUGUUUGUUUUUUUUUAAAUUCAUGGAUGAACUUAAAGACCCUGUACUAAAGUAGAACUCGUCCCUUUAAACCAGUAAGACCACCUACCAACAUAUACUCUUGCUUCUAAAUCAGUAUAUUUCCGAUUAGCUUGGAACUGAAGCACAAGGGGGUAAUCAUGGACCUGAAGUCAACGUUCACAGACAAGGCGAUAGCAAUUACUGUCUGUGUGUACACCGAUGUGGCGUGCUGCAGAUCAGGGGAUCUAUGUGCAGCAAAGAGACAACUUAAUACAGUGCCAUAGGGAAAAUGGGUCAUGUAUCUCGGGCGUAGUCUGCACACAGCCAGUAUAAUGGAAAAUUAUAAAAUUGUGAUUUUUAUUACUGGGACAAUAAUACAGCUACAAGUCCACUAUGGAUGCAGUUAUACUUCUAUAAAGUUGUCUGAUACUCGUGUGACUUAUUCCCCUUUCCAUACAGGAAUAAGCUGUGUUCACAUAAUUACCUUUAGAGCAGUAUUACCGCAUUCACACUGGGAAGGGUAGUACCGCUUUAACUAUACUGCUAUAGUUACAAUGGUACAACUUGUGGUACGAGGUCAUUAAGUUUGUGACAGGUGCAAAAAGGAAAAAACAAACCCAUCCCCUACUGCAUGUAUUUUUGUUGUUAGCAAUGAUUUUAGCUUUCCUUUUUGCAAGUGUGCACAAUAGUUUAAUUCAACUUUAUACCUCUGUGCUGUUCUGAAUUUACAGACUGACUAUCACAGCUAAUAUUUAACCUUUAGCUCUUCAGUGCAAUUCUGAAGGGUAAUGAAUUUAAGUUCUUCCAUAAAG